Molecule: messenger RNA, 3294 nt
Organism: Aspergillus melleus
Lineage: Eukaryota; Fungi; Ascomycota; Eurotiomycetes; Eurotiales; Aspergillaceae
Exons: 4
Coding region: 1-3294 (1097 amino acids)
Molecular function (GO): protein binding
Source: RefSeq, a predicted model, not a curated record
AUGCGCCAACCGGCGGUCAACAUUAAUCAGCAAGGCAAUGUCGCCAAAGAUGGAGCUACUCAGAUUAUUAACGUCAGUUUGCCCCCAGCUAUUGAUGAAGACCAAAGAGAUAAACACUACCUGCGAGAGUUACUCCUCAGUCAUCCUGAUGAUGAUCUAAGACGCAUCGAGGCCACUAAGGGUGGUCUACUAGACGACUCAUUCCGAUGGAUCCUGGAUACUGCUGAAUUUCAGAAUUGGCAUACCAACUCACAAAGCCAAUUGUUGUGGAUCAAGGGAGAUCCCGGCAAGGGCAAGACUAUGCUUAUGAUUGGGAUAAUCAGAGAACUGUCACGGCAGGUUGACUCACAGCCAUCGCAAUCAAUGGCCUACUUCCUGUGCCAAGCAACCGAUCCCAGACUAAACAAUGCUACCAGCAUCCUGCGGAGUCUGAUCUAUCUGCUGGUUCGACAACAGCCCCAUUUGAUCACACACCUGCGAGAAAGAUACGACACUGAUCCAAAGCUGUUUGACAAUGGGGACACAUUUUACAGCCUAUCUGUAAUCUUUGACAAUAUGGUCCAAAGCUCAACAAGAGCUACGAUAUUUCUGCUGAUUGAUGGGCUCGAUGAGUGUGAAUUGGGUCUACCCGAGUUACUCCGAUUUAUUACCGCGACGACAAAGUCGACUUCAACCGUUCAAGUGAAGUGGGUCGUGUCGAGUCGUAACAGAGACGAUAUCGAGCAAGCACUGGAGUUUGACGAUAGCAAAGACAAGCUCAGCCUGGAGCUUAAUGCGCAUCAUAUCUCUGAUGCUGUUGCGUCAUAUAUCAAUUAUAGAGCCUCUCAGUUAACAGUACUCCAACGUGAUAAAGUUCUCUUGGAACAGGUCAAGGGCCAACUUCUUCAAAGGUCAGAUGGCACAUUUUUAUGGGUGGCCUUGGUAGUUCAAGAAAUGCAGAAGUGCCAGCGUUCGGCAGCGGUGGUUGAGCUGCUAGAAAGAACUCCCCGAGGCUUAAUCCCACUCUACGACCGAAUGCUUCAACAGAUUCUUCGUUUUGAUGGUCUGGAUCGCGACUUAUGCAUAUUAGUCCUCUCAAUCGUGACGCUUGUAUACCGACCGCUUCACCUGCGUGAACUGGGUUGUUUGGCGGGCUGGAAUGAGCGACAAUACAGCUUUAACGAUUUGGAGAAUGUUGUGAGCAUGUGCGGAUCAUUCCUCACAAUUCGGGAUAAGCACGUUUAUCUGGUACAUCAAUCUGCAAAAGACUACCUUAGUGAUGACAAGGUAUCUACUGCAGUUUUCCCGUCAAGGCCCUCUACAAUACACCACAGAAUAGUCCGUGAGUCCCUGCACAGCCUCUCGGACAAACUACGACGCGACAUUUACAAUCUCGGUGAUCCAGCUGUUUCAGCGUCCGAGAUAGCAAGCCCCCCACCCGAUCGUGACCCCCUCAUCGACCUGCGAUAUAGUUGCACGUACUGGAUUGACCAUUUUAUUGAAGAUAUUUUGACAUCUGAUACUGUGUCUAUUUCAAAAGACUAUGAGGUAGCUUCUGACUUCUUCAGGAAACAUCUACUUCACUGGCUAGAGAGUCUUAGUCUGAUUAAUGAGAUGCGACAUGGGAUCUUAGCUCUCAAAAAGCUUGUCCGCUUACAGCAGAAGCAAGCUUCGGCUGAAAGUGGCCCGAGUGUUAGUAUAUCCAAGAAGAUAUUAACAGAUCUAGUUAGUCGGACGGGGCUAAGAUCGCUGGUCUCCAAACAAUCUACCAUUCAUAAGCUGCAUCAGUCAAUCUUCAAAGAGUUCGAGAGGUUUGCGACUAGCUAUGGAUUUAUUAUACAAGAGGCACCAUUGCAAGCAUACAGCGCUGCACUUGUCUUCUGUCCUCAAGCUAGUGAAAGCAAGAAGCUUUAUUGGAGCGAACGGCUGGAUUUUCUUGACCGUGCAGUUGUUAUGCAAGAGGAAUGGGAUCCAUGCGUGCAGGUACUAGAGGGCCACACUCAUUGGGUCAACGCGGUAGCCUUCUCUCCAGAUGGGCAAACAAUCGCAUCUGCCUCAAAUGAUCGUACCGUGCGGCUCUGGGAUUCAGCCACUGGAGUUGAGCGUCGUACCCUGCAGGGCCACAGGAAUUCGGUCAGGGCAGUCGCCUUCUCUCCAGAUGGGCAGACGGUCGCAUCCGCCUCAAAUGAUAAUACUGUGCGGCUCUGGGAUCCAGCCACCAGAGUCGGGUGUCGUACCCUGCAGGGCCACAGGAAUUCGGUCAGGGCAGUCGCCUUCUCUCCAGAUGGGCAGACGGUCGCGUCCGCCUCAGAUGAUCGCACCGUGCGGCUUUGGGAUCCAGCCACUAGAGUCGAGCGGCAUACCCUGCAGGGCCACAGGAAUUCGGUCAGCGCAGUCGCCUUCUCUCCAGAUGGGCAGACGGUCGCGUCCGCCUCAGAGGAUCGCACCGUGCGGCUCUGGGAUUCAGCCACCGGAGUUGAGCGUCGUACCCUGCAGGGCCACAAGAAUUCGGUCAGGGCAGUCGCCUUUUCUCCAGAUGGGCAGACGGUCGCGUCCGCCUCAGAUGAUCGCACCGUGCGGCUCUGGGAUCCAGCCACCGGAGUCGAGCGUCGUACCCUGCAGGACCACUGGUAUUCAGGCAGGGCAGUCGCCUUCUCUCCAGAUGGGCAGACGAUCGCGUCCGCCUCAUAUCGCAACGUGCAGCUCUGGGAUCCAGCCACUGGAGUCCAGGGUCGUACCUUGCAGGGCCACAGGAAUCAGGUCAGCGCAAUCGCCUUCUCUCCAGAUGGGCAGACAGUCGCGUCCGCCUCAAAUGAUAACACCGUACGGCUCUGGGAUCCAGCCACCGGAGUUAAGCGUCGUACCCAGCAGGGCCUCAGGGAAUGGGUCAACGCAAUUGCCGUCUCUCCAGAUGGGCAGACGGUCGCGUCCGGCUCAGGUGAUGGCACCGUGCGGCUCUGGGAUCCAGCCACCGGAGUUAAGCGUCAUACCCUGCGGGGCCUCAGGGAUCAGGUCAGGGCAGUCGCCUUCUCUCCAGAUGGGCAGACGGUCGCAUCCGCCUCAUUUGAUGGCACCGUGCGGCUCUGGGAUUCAGCCACCGGGUACGAAAAGGACAAACAUCAUCUUGGCGUAACACUAAUUACCUUGUCAUUCUCGGACAAUGGCUGUCUCAAGACUGACUGCGGUUCACCUUCUUUGAACCACCAAAUUCCCGACUUCAUUGAACAGCAGGAAAAUGAAAUAUUCACUAUCGGGCGACAUGUGCGGCUAUCAAUAGGAACAGUGUGGUUCUUGGUCAUAGAUCAGGGUGCUUGA